Perognathus longimembris pacificus (Pacific pocket mouse) is the source of this 724-nucleotide messenger RNA. RefSeq names its product chromosome 17 C17orf67 homolog (gene C17H17orf67). The record is from RefSeq and is a predicted model, not a curated record. The coding region runs from base 155 to 427 and encodes 90 amino acids. NCBI's taxonomy places the organism in Eukaryota, Metazoa, Chordata, Mammalia, Rodentia, Heteromyidae. The transcript is spliced from 4 exons.
AUUACUGCAACAUCAAGUCAGCUCCACUUAGCAUCAUGCAGCAAACCCUGUUAACAAAUGCCUGAACAAGCAUUGAGCCUGACAGGGCUUCUUUCAAGUAGGCUGGCUCUGCUCAGAGGACCCAGGGAGCUGCAGGUGGAGCAGACCCUUUACGAUGGGGAAGUCGGUAGCACUGGUCCUGGCUCUCGCCCUGCUGCCUCUUCUCUCAGAGGCCUCGCCAAUUCUCUCGGAAAAGCAGGCCAAACAGCUCCUGAGAUCUCGGCGGCAGGACAGGCCCAGCAAGCCGGGCUUCCCGGACGAGCCCAUGAGGGAGUACAUGCAUCACCUGCUGGUGCUGGAGCACUGGGCUGAGGAGCAGUUCCUGGAGCACUGGCUGAACCCCUUCUGCAAGCCUCACUGUGACAGGAACAGGGUGCACCCUGUGUAAGGGGCCUGUGGCCCACGUGAUCGCCAGAACAGAAGUCUUCAGACCUGAGGACUGGCGACGCUUGUGGAUGUGCCAAGGGAGAAAGAUGCAAAUAUUGAUUCUGCUUCAUCCUGCUAACCUGCGUACAUUAUGAAAGCAAAGCAUUUAAAGUGGAGAGUUCCGGAAGGCCUUCCUACUAGUUUGCUAGUGUGGGCAGAACUGAUAUUCCUGGAGUUGAUGAAUCUGGGACCUGUAGACCAGGAGUUGGGCCAGGCCACUAAGCUAUCCAUUACCUGCUUUUUCUUUUUUCUGCAUUAA